Molecule: messenger RNA, 333 nt
Organism: Kluyveromyces lactis
Lineage: Eukaryota; Fungi; Ascomycota; Saccharomycetes; Saccharomycetales; Saccharomycetaceae
Gene: LSM7
Product: Sm-like protein LSM7
Exons: 2
Coding region: 1-333 (110 amino acids)
Biological process (GO): mRNA splicing, via spliceosome; nuclear-transcribed mRNA catabolic process
Cellular component (GO): U12-type spliceosomal complex; U2-type prespliceosome; catalytic step 2 spliceosome
Molecular function (GO): RNA binding
Source: RefSeq, a predicted model, not a curated record
AUGAGCGAAGCAAGGCAAUCACAACAACCGAGACAAGAGCAGAAGAAGAAGUUCGAAGGCCCAAAGCGUGAGUCUAUCAUAAAUCUUGCACAAUAUAAGGACACAGAAGUACGUGUCAAGUUCAUAGGGGGAAGACUGGUCACUGGAAUCCUAAAGGGUUAUGACGAGCUAAUGAACUUGGUUCUUGACGAAACCGUCGAAUAUGCAAGAGACCCAGAAGAUGAAACCAUCAUCCACAAGGACCAAGCCAAAAAAAUUGGUUUGGUCGUCAUAAGAGGAACAGCUCUACUUUCGCUAUGUUCCCUCGAAGGUGCUGAGAUCAUCAAUACCUAG